GAUGACAAUAGGGAAUAAGUGACUAACUUCAAGUUGCUAUUCUUAGUAGAUUUUCUUUAUUUUCCUUAAAAUUUUCCCUUUAAUCGCGUUGGAAAAGCAUUUUCUUGCAUUCAAGUGAUAAAAGAUUGACUUGAUAACACAACAAUCAUGUCGGAUAAGAAGAAAAGCAAGCGUAGUAAAGAAGAAAUAGCCAAGGAAUUCGAUUUACCGGAGAGGAAGAGCAAAAUAGCCACAAUAAUGAAGCAGGAUGGACAAGCCUACUGCAUUUGUCGCUCAUCCGAUUGUUCCCGGUUUAUGAUUGGCUGCGAUGGAUGCGAGGAGUGGUACCAUGGGGAUUGCAUAAAUAUCUCUGAGAAGGAAUCAAAGCACAUUAAGCACUACUACUGCCAGAGAUGUCGUGAUGAGGAUCCAACACUCCAGACGGUAUUCCGGGCAAUUCCAGCUGCUCCCACGCGGCAUGAGAAUCACAUUGAGGAACCACCGCCACCACCACCAAAAGUUGCGCCCAAGAAGCGAGAAAACGCCUCAAAAAGUCACAAAAGAUGUGGCAAUUGUGCCGGCUGCAAUGCCUCCAAGUGUGGCAAUUGUUCAGCUUGCCUCUCCAAGAAAUCUCGCUGUGAGAAGAGAAUCUGCACUGGGGCUAAACAAUCCUCGAAGUCCCAGAAAUCAAAGCACUACGUCUCCCGGCGACGCCACAGAUCAGCAACCCCAGAGCCAGUAAUCAAUCCAGCCCUCGAAGGACAGCGUCAAUGCUACGGGCCAGGAUGCCGAAUGACUGCACGUCCGCAAUCGAAAUAUUGCUCCGAUGAGUGUGGCACGAAAUUAGCCACAAGUCGAAUCUAUCAGGUACUCCCACAGCGGAUUCAGGAGUGGAAUUUGAGUCAAUGCCGUGCGGAAGUAAUCAAUCGGAAGCAAUUGGAUACAAUCCGUGCAAAGCAGGCCACUGUAAGGGCAACCCUCGCGGAGCUGGAUAAACGUCAUGCAGAGCUGGAUUUACUCGUGGAGAGAGCAAAGAGAUGCACCCUUGACCCCAAGGCGUUGGACAACAAUGAGGCUGAGGACGAGAUGUCCAUGUACUGCAUCACAUGUGGGCAUGAGAUUCACUCAAAAACCGCCAUCAGGCACAUGGAGAAGUGCUUCAACAAGUACGAGAGUCAAACGAGCUUUGGGAGUAUCUUCAAGACACGCAUUGACGGUGGGAAUCCCAUGUUCUGUGACUUCUUCAAUCCCAUCAAUAAGACGUACUGCAAGCGCCUCCGGGUGUUGUGUCCGGAACACUGCAAGGAUCCCAAAGUGAAUGACACGGAUGUCUGUGGAUGCCCCUUGACGAGGAAUGUGUUCGAACCAGCUGGGGAAUUCUGCAGGGCACCCAAGAAAUCCUGCUUCCGGCACUAUGUUUGGGAGAAAAUUCGACGAGCUGAGAUUGAUUUGGAACGCGUCCGGCAGUGGCUGAAGAUGGAUGAAUUGAUGGAGCAGGAACGUCAAAUACGUACGGCCAUGGCAUCGAGAGCUGGUGUCCUGGGCCUAAUGCUCCACUCAACGUAUAAUCAUGAAGUUAUGGAGAAAUUGUGCCAGCAACAGGGUGGUCCACAGAGAUAGGCUAAACUUCCAACAAUUUUAUUAUUUCUUUUAUUUAAGAUAAAAUAUAGGCUCUGUCGGUUCA
Molecule: messenger RNA, 1663 nt
Organism: Lutzomyia longipalpis
Lineage: Eukaryota; Metazoa; Arthropoda; Insecta; Diptera; Psychodidae
Product: CXXC-type zinc finger protein 1-like
Exons: 4
Coding region: 148-1599 (483 amino acids)
Biological process (GO): positive regulation of DNA-templated transcription
Cellular component (GO): Set1C/COMPASS complex
Molecular function (GO): zinc ion binding; DNA binding
Source: RefSeq, a predicted model, not a curated record